Spodoptera frugiperda (fall armyworm) is the source of this 6250-nucleotide messenger RNA. RefSeq names its product hormone-sensitive lipase (gene Hsl). Bases 229 to 2715 code for a protein of 828 amino acids. The transcript has 15 exons. Gene Ontology annotation, molecular function: triacylglycerol lipase activity; sterol ester esterase activity. Gene Ontology annotation, cellular component: cytosol. Gene Ontology annotation, biological process: triglyceride catabolic process; cholesterol metabolic process. The record is from RefSeq and is a predicted model, not a curated record. Lineage: Eukaryota; Metazoa; Arthropoda; Insecta; Lepidoptera; Noctuidae.
UCAUGUCAAAUAGUCAAACUGUAUUCAAUACUCGAUCGCAACGGAACGAUAAAUUUACAUUCAUAAAGUCUGUGUUACUUAAACGGCCGAUGAAUGAAAUUGUAAAUUAAUAUGGUACAAUGAAAACAAAAUUUUCCCGCGAUCAAAUUUGUAAUUAUAUUUUCGAUUGGUAUGAUUUUUUUGCAUAACAAAUAAGUGCGUCAGUUGUUUAUAAUAAAAUCGUUACAGAUGAGGAUUAAGUUCUUAAUACGCGGUUUGCGUUACGGGAAAAGGGUUAUAUCGGAAAUGGCCUUUUCGGAAUCACCGGCGAAAGCUUCGCUGUGCUGUGAGAUAUCACAGGAUGGUGCUGCACCAACGUAUGCGAUGUACGAGGCAUUGAAAGAUUCGUGCCAAAACAACGCGACCUAUUUUCAACCGGACGACAGCGAGAAUGGGCAGAGACUGUACCAGGGCUUCAUGACCCUCAUGGACCAUGUAGACACUGUGUGGCCUUUGGUAGAUCAUGUGAGGAAGGUGGCUCCUCAAUACGACUUCGAUUCAAAAUCGCCAGGCAAUGGAUACCGCAGUUUCGUUUCAGUGGUCGAUUCCUGUGUAUUGCACGGUUUAAAACUUAGCAGACAAGUGAAUACCAGUAGAGAUGCACUCCUAUUUAGAAAGGGACAUUUCGUCAAGGAGAUAGAAUCCUGCGGGCAGCUUCUAGCUUCACUGGGCACGUGUCUCCAUCACCUACACACGCUGUUGUCAUGGGCACCACCAGGAGAGCUGUUCCCAACCGAACCUCACACGCCCGAGGAGUUGUUUGCGCAAGCCGACACCAUUAAUCAGUAUUGUUUCUAUGGAAGGUGCCUCGGGUUUCAAUUCCUGCCAUCAAUGCGUGGAAUAUUGAAAGGCAUAUCAAUAUGUAUGGCGGGCUUCUCCGAGGCGUACUAUUGCCAUGGUAACCUCAUCAGCUCCGUGUGGACUGGUGGCCAGUACCUCAUCGACCCUGAGAUGCGAGCAAGGAGGAUUGUUAACAUAUCUCAGUCAGCGAACAUAGAGUUCUGCAAGGCGUUCUGGUUUCUGGCUGAAAGUGAGAUUAUGAAGAGAGUACCAAGUCUAAUGUCAUCGCCGGUAGCUGUGAACAAGCUCAUAACGAUCCCUCCAGAGCCUAUUGUAGUGAACACAAUCGAUUACAAGGAGAUCACAGUACUACCGCCCACGGUACACAUAGGGCUACAAGGAUUGAAUGUGAGACUCAUCAGUGCAAACAAGAGGAUUGGCAUGGCAGGAGAAGGAUCAUCGUCCUUCCCACCAUCAGACGGAGUUCUCUUCCAUUGCCACGGCGGUGGGUUCGUGGCACAGAGUUCAAAGUCCCAUGAAACGUACCUGCGGGAUUGGGCGGCUAAGCUGAACGUGCCUAUACUGUCUGUAGACUACAGUUUAGCACCCCAAGCCCCCUUCCCGAGAGCGUUGGAGGAAGUGUUCUAUGCCUACUGCUGGAUGCUCACACAUUUCAAGGAGAUUGGAACUACUGGUAAACGAAUAGUAUUUGCGGGUGAUUCAGCCGGUGCGAACUUAGUAGCUGCAUGUACACUGAAGAUAUUAACGACAGGGCUGCGGAGACCAGAUGGCAUGUUCCUAGCGUACGCCCCACUCAUGAUCAGCUUUGUACCAAGUCCAGCAAGAUUGUUGUGUCUUAUGGACCCGGUACUUCCAUUUGGAUUCAUGAUGAGGUGUCUUAAAGCAUACGCCAGUCCCAGUCACAGACCUGAUGGUGGCAAAGGCAAGGAGGACAAACAGAAUGGAGGACACAACCAGAUAAUGUCGAGCGCCACCACGCCGCUCGAUAGCAAUGGCUUCCUUAAAGUCAGUCCUUCUCAAGAAGGUAUAAGCGAAGGGCCGUCAUCAUUCGAGGAAGUGUCUCCGUCCGACCUGGCCGAGCUACAAGCUCACAAGUCCGGCAGUGAGAGGAGGAAGUCUUCCGACACUACUAUCAGCGCCGCCUCGCUGCAAAGCGAACAUACCGCUACAGGUAUCACUCCACCGGAGGAUAAAUCUCAGAAGUACGUGUCAGACUUCCUUGAAAGGUACGUGUUGGAUAGCGACACCGACUCUGAAGGACGCAGGAUACCCAUCAUCAAACCUAACAAGAUGGCUUACGAUGAAUCUCACAGGGAAGAAUCUGAGAACUCAAGCACGCUAGUAGGAGAGCCACCGCUUGUUGAAGAUGAUUUGAGUAAAGAAAGUAAAAAGAGGAUUAAAACAAGGAUUAGCGAAGCAGCGACUGGUUUCAUGGGCGCCAUGUCCUCCAGGCUGGCGUACAUCACUGGGUCUAACGCAAUCUCGAGACCUACGCAAGAUGACCUAGCAGCCCGCACCAACCUGGACGCGCUGAUAGCCCGCAGUCCGUCGGACGAGUUUAUAUUCUCAGUGCCGCGCGACCCGCUACUGUCGCCGUACUGGGCUGACGACCAACUGCUCACCAAGUUCCCGCCUGUCAGAAUACUGACUGUGCACUUAGACCCAUGUCUAGACGACUGCGUGAUGUUUGCCAAGAAACUGAAGAAGCUCGGCAACACAGUCGGCAUAGAAGUACUGGAGGGAUUGCCGCACGGAUUCCUUAACUUUUCACUUAUGGCCAAAGAAGCGAACGAGGGCUCGAAGCUGUGCAUCGAGCGCAUCAAGCAGUUGCUGGACCUGGACACGCACCCGGCCGCCCGGGACAACGAGUUAUGAAUGUGCGGGCUCUGCUGCCGACCCUAGCGGCGCGAACAAACGAACUAACACCUUAUUACACGACUAGUAAGUGCUAAUUUGCAGUGAAAGACUUACUUCGAGAUUCUGUCUAAACUAUAAACUUUAUUCUCUGGGCAGUAAGUGCGACAUUUCAGUGAAUGAGUUACACUAAGCGAUUCGUUCUGUAGACGAAUCUGUGUGAAGUGGUGAUAAAGAGAGGAAAGGUCUUCAAUUAUAAUUGGCAAUUAACUCUUAUAACUGUGUAACUAUGAAUGUAUCGAUUUGUAAGUCGAUCUUUAAGCUUGAUUAGACUAAAUUAGAUUCCUAAAGACUGCGAAGAUGAGGGACUUUUGUCCGCCAAAAACAAAGAUCUACUUAUUUAGGAUUUUGAGAAAAAUCCAAUGAGAACUUAACUGCUAUUACUAAUGCUAUUCAAAAUCGAAAUUAAAAAUCUUUGGAUUAAGGUCGAUAUUUGAUCGAUUGAUACAGAGAUUUUAGAUUAAGAUCGGUUAUAUAGUUAGUCGAUAUAGGCAAAAAUUUACCUUUUGAGGAUCCCUCGUCUACGCAUGUCUUUAUUGUUAAUGCUAAUAGUGAUGGAAUUGUAUGGAGUCUUGCACUGACCAAAAUCUUAAGGAAUUAGCUUCACGAUGUUCGUUGAAGAUUAGGAAAUUGCACUCGAGAGUAAUAGAAAAGUUUGUCCAGUUAUAUUAUCGAUAUUGCGAUGUAGUUUAUCGAUAAAAAUAUCUAAAUGUACCAAUUCGAAAAUUCAAUGUAAUGCGACUGCAAUAUUUCAAGCUCUAAUUGUAUGUUGUUAAUUGAUAUUAAUAAUACCAAAUGUAACAGCUAAGUCAAAAAGAAUAUUCGUCUAAUUAAUUAUUAUUGUUAACAAAUUGUAACUUGAUAAAUUCUUCAAGCUAUCUUUGUAAACAUGAUGAUGUAAAUUGUAACUGAAUGUAUUAAACAAUGCCAAAUGACAGAAUGGUACUGUCAAUAUAAGAUUAUAGACAUGAUUUAAUUUAAAUAAUAUUCUGGCUCUCGUAACCUUCGAAGAAACUCGACUAAUUUCUAGCCACACCGGGGCUUAUAAUCAUGUGCUCGAGUAUUUUUGAAGCAGGUUACGUAAGCCGCAAAUAUUAUUAUUUAAAUUGAAUAUGUCACAUGAUAGUUAUUAUACAAAGAUAUGAAUAAAAAACGUAGUAGAUAUGUUAAAAUCACGCGUUAAAUAAACACUUUCUUAAAUAACUCUGUGAUGUUGGCACCAACGUUCUGACUUAGGUGCCAUUGUGUGCAAUAGUUUCAGUAUUUUAGUUUACACCUUACCUUAAAUACGUUCUUUUUACAUUAAUCACAAUGAUUAUGGGUCUUAUUAAACCCGCCAAUAUGCGUAUACGUACAGACAACAGCACAAUAACCUAUACUUAUCUGUCAAAUUGAUUUUCAACUCAGUAACAUACUUGCAAAGGUUGAAAUUUGAUAGAUUGAACACAUAGGUUGACCUGCUGAUAUCUGUGCGUCUGUCUCUAAAGCAAGUUCAAUUGUGAUUAUUCAUAGUAUCUAACUUAAUUUAUUUAUUUUAUUUUCAUCACAAUUUUGUAUUAAUUUUUAUGGCAAUGUAAAAGACGCAGUUGUUCGUUCAUUGCCAUAUGUGAUAAUACCAAAACAUUACGGGAAAUGCAUUUUGUUAAAAUAAAUGUUAUGUGUAAUAUUUAACUAUUUAUUGUUAUAUUUAAAUAUUUUCAAUUUCCCUUCGUUAGUGUUGUGACCUUCAUUUAAUUGGUUAAUCAUGUGUUGUAAAAAGAAGCUUUAUCUAUUUAUUGUAUAGGAGUGUCAGUGAUUGUGUUUUAUUGAUAUUUUAAUAAGGUACUUCACUUAAUUUUAUGAUGAGGUUAUAAUCUUUUUGUUUAAGUAGUUAAAUAACUGCGGCUAUGUUUGCGCAAACGACUCAGUACAUGCGCAAAACUAAGAACAAUUUUGCGCAUGUUACAAACUUUCGACAAGAUUUUUUGCGCAAUGGAGAUUUUCCGCAGCUACUCGUAAGAUAUUUGUUUUUAUUUAUUAACAUUGUUUUCGUUACUUACCAAUACUUAUGAGCCUAACAUGUGUUAUUUCAAUUGGAAAGUUGUAAUUAAUUAAUUAAUUAUAAAUUAAUGAUGCAAUUUGUGAAUCCGUUCCAGCUGUGUAUAGAACUUAAUAAUAUUGUAACAAUUUUAUUAUAAACAAAUGGAAUUACUUGAUACAUUACACGUAAAUUAUUGUGAUGAUAUAUCCAACCAUAUACCUAAAUUAUUUGCUCUCUUUUCCAACAUCACCUAAGUUUUUAAAAUAUAGUUCUAUAUUUUGAAAUAUUUCUACUAAUUAUACCCUUUCUUCAAAAGCAAAUUGUCCCUUUAACAAAUGGACCAUAUCUGAAUAUCACAUCUUUAUCAUGAAAAGAAUAAAUUGUUGUAACAUUGAAUGCUCAAUUCUUCGUUGUAUAUUUUUGAUAAAUUGUUUUUUUGGAAUGAAUAUGUGACUAUUUUUAUUAAGUAAUGUUUUUAAAUUCUUGGGAAAACACUUGAGUGUACAGACGUCAACAGAAUUUAUCGUGGUACUGUCCAAAUUUGAUGUUUUAAAGUAUCAAAAUGAGAUAAAGGAAUUUGGGAGAUGGAAUUAUUCGUGAGCUCUUUUCAAUCUUCAAAUGUUUAGCAUUUUUCCACAGCUGUGUUCAAUGAUAUAUUUUAUUUAGUUGAGCUAGAAUAUUUAUGUACAACUAUCUUAAAUCUGAAAAUUCUAUAGCAAAGUAGUCUUAGAGAACACAUAGCUUUAGAAUAUGCCUAAUAUUUUGUUAUGGUAUAAGAUACUCAAUGUUUUAUUUAAAUAGCUCUUGGAAUCUGAUUAAACAGUAGAAAUGUACCGAUAUAUUGCUUUAAAUGUUAAAAUAAAUAAAGUAUAUCCAUGUAUUGUUAAUGUUUAGGUAUCUAAUUCAUAUUUUCUUUGCAUUGUGUCUUGGAUAUAGAAAAUGCCUUCUGAUAAAUUAAUAUUUGUCAUUCGUAUUCGCUCUCUGGCUUUGUGUUAGUUGUCUAUGUAUCGAGAACAAAGCUACAAAGUUAGUUGCAAUAAGAAUGCAAAGUUAAACUGUGUCUGUGAUAGCGAAUUGAAAGCUUUUCGAAAGCAUAACUAACAGUAUUCUAAAACACGAAUAAUAAGUACAUCAUGUAAAAUAAUGUUGUCUGUUUGUGUAUUUAUGAAAAUGUAAAAUAAAAAUGUAUUUAAUAAUAUUUUUAUAGAAAUAAAAAUAUCCGUAAAGACAUUAUGAACUUAUUGUAAACUUCGACAUUUUAAUGUUAAUAUCUCUAUAUAAAUUUAUCGGUGUUUCGAAUAGAUGGACACAUGAAAUUAGGCCUUAUGGAAAUGGAUAUAGAUGUUAUAUUAUAAUCACAAACGAAAUAGUUAUGAUCUAUUGUCCAUAGUGAAAAUAUACCAACUAGUCAAUAAUGACAAUAUUGUACAAUGUCUUAUGUUAUUUUAAUAAAUGAAUGCAAAUACGUAACGUUAA